Molecule: messenger RNA, 3933 nt
Organism: Gorilla gorilla gorilla (western lowland gorilla)
Lineage: Eukaryota; Metazoa; Chordata; Mammalia; Primates; Hominidae
Gene: POLR1F
Product: RNA polymerase I subunit F
Exons: 4
Coding region: 67-1083 (338 amino acids)
Biological process (GO): DNA-templated transcription initiation; transcription elongation by RNA polymerase I; DNA-templated transcription
Cellular component (GO): RNA polymerase I complex
Source: RefSeq, a predicted model, not a curated record
CGAGCGUCGGGGACAGGGGAUUGUGCUUGCGUCAACGGCGCGCGCCGUGGGAACCUUGCAAGCAGCAUGGCUGCAGGUUGUUCAGAGGCGCCGCGGCCAGCGGCGGCUUCUAAUGGGUCUCUGGUAGGGCAGGCUGGCGUCCUGCCUUGUCUAGAGUUGCCGACUUAUGCCGCUGCUUGUGCGCUGGUGAACAGUCGCUACUCAUGCCUGGUGGCCGGGCCGCACCAAAGGCACAUCGCGCUGUCGCCCCGCUACCUUAACAGGAAACGCACCGGCAUUCGAGAACAGCUUGAUGCGGAGCUCCUUCGCUAUUCUGAGAGCCUUUUAGGUGUCCCUAUUGCAUAUGAUAACAUCAAAGUUGUGGGAGAGCUUGGAGAUAUUUAUGAUGAUCAAGGACACAUUCAUCUUAACAUUGAAGCCGAUUUUGUUAUUUUUUGCCCUGAACCGGGGCAAAAGCUUAUGGGUAUAGUUAAUAAAGUGUCUUCUAGCCACAUUGGCUGUUUAGUACAUGGGUGUUUCAAUGCCUCCAUUCCUAAACCUGAGCAGUUGUCAGCUGAGCAGUGGCAAACCAUGGAGAUAAACAUGGGUGAUGAACUAGAAUUUGAAGUAUUUCGUUUAGACUCAGAUGCUGCUGGAGUAUUCUGCAUUCGGGGAAAACUAAAUAUCACAAGUUUACAGUUCAAGCGCUCUGAAGUUUCUGAAGAAGUUACAGAAAAUGGCACUGAGGAAGCUACUAAAAAACCUAAUAAGAAGAAAAAGAAGAAAGACCCAGAGACAUAUGAAGUGGACAGUGGUACCACAAAGCUAGCGGAUGAUGCAGAUGACACUCCAAUGGAAGAGUCAGCCCUGCAGAAUACUAAUAAUGUGAAUGGCAUCUGGGAGGAGGAGCCAAAGAAAAAGAAGAAGAAGAAAAAGCACCAGGAAGUUCAGGACCAGGACCCUGUUUUCCAAGGCAGUGACUCCAGUGGUUACCAAAGUGACCAUAAAAAGAAAAAAAAGAAAAGAAAACACAGUGAAGAGGCCGAAUUUACCCCACCUUUGAAAUGCUCACCAAAAAGAAAAGGGAAAAGUAAUUUUCUUUAGUGUAUUUUAAACACGAUUCAGUUUUUAAAAGAUCGAUCUACAUACAAUUGAUGAAUAAAUGUUUUCAGUGAUAUGAAAAGGUUAAGUAUGCCAGUAGUUUACAAAACAGAAAAUACUUAACUAGGAGUAGGAGGCUCUAUAUGCUAAAAAUGAUAAAACUGACUGUAAAUUAAUUUGAGGAAAACCAGUAUUGUUAAAGUACCAUUUUAUACAAAAUAAAAAGCUGCUCUCACUGUCAGCUCUCAUAUUCUUCCAGGUUUUGCACUCUACAUAAAAUUAUUUCUACAAUGUAAAGACUAGCCAAAGGACUUUAUAAUACAAUAUUAUAUUACUAAAGAAUGAGUUAAGUUUGAGAUUUUGAUGAUUUGAUUUUAUAUGUGUUUUUAAUAGGCUUCACCUUAGUACAUGCUAUUUUAUUUUGCUUUUUUAAAAACUCAGGACAUUAACUAAUUUUAGGUUUUCCUUUAUCAUGGCUUCUACAGUAUUUCUAUUGUUUAACAUAAAAUGGUUUGCCAAAGAAGUUUCUGAAGUCUUCACAGCUCUUAAAAGCCAGGCCAGUACUGACUGUGUGGUGGUAAAUGCUAUUCAUUAUUCUUUUCUUCCAAGUGCAUGUGUGUCCUUGUCUUCUUAAGUCUGAGAGGUUGCUGGAAAGGACUGUUUUCUUGUACUUGUCCAUUUGUGCCUCAGCCAUUCUAGUUUUGUUGUGUGUUGGAGGACAGUCUAAUGAAGACAGGAUAAAUGUGAUUCUGACUAGUGGGAAAUUUCAGAUUACUUUUUAAUGAUUGGAAUGGGCUAUAAGAUAUUGUGCUGAAGAGAAAACAGUUGUUCUGUUCACUGCUUUCAUUGAGAAAAUGUGGAAUGUCUCUUGACUAAUUGACAAAGUGUAAUGAAAUGACAAGCUGGUUGAAGCUGGUAAUCAAUGCAUGGCCAUAUGUAUUCAUUUUCCACACACUUGACCAUCUACUUUGUAUAAAACAUUCUGCUAAGGCCCAGGGAUACAAUGGCAAACAAGAUGUAGUUCCUUCCCUUGUGGCAUGUCAUAAGAGAAACAGAUGUGCAUAUACACACAAUAAAUAAGAAAAUUAAUAAUUGUAUUAAGUGGUAUGAAAAAAAGGGGGAGGAUUGUUCACUCACUGUUACCUGUGUUAGUAUCUGCAAAUGGAUGAAUGGUUGAACUCCCAUGUCAGCAUUUUUGUUGCCAUUUAUUUAGUACCAGACAUAGUGCUGGUCUCACAGCUUAAUAUUUGGUAAUGAAUAAAUUCUGCUAGUGGUAUAUGUUGAUCUGAACUUACAAUGAUGGGAUAUAGAAUUGGCAGAGUGGCAGAUGUUCACAAUUGUCUACAAGUAGAUGUGCUAGACAAUGGAAGGAUGCAGGCCAACCUCCUUGAUUACAAUUGAGAUUCAUGUGACUAUUGAGCCCUGGAAAUGUAGCUUGUCCAAAUUGAGAUGUGCUGUCAGUAUAAAAUACAUACCAGAUUUUGAAGAUGUACCAAAAAAUGUAAACUAUCUCAAUUUUUAUAUUGGUGAAAUCAGUAUGUUUUGGUAUAGUGGCUUAAAUCAAACAAUUUUAGCCUUUCUCAGUUUAUUUUUCUACAAAAAGAUUAAAAAUUGUACAUGAAGCUCAUGUUAACUUUCUUUUGGUCAGUGCUAUUUUAAAGGAAGUAUGAGUUGAAAAAAAUUUGAAAUAAACUAUAUCAUAUUACCAGGACUUAAUAUAGUGGCAUACCCAGGAAAUGCUUAAUAAGUGUUCCCUUCACAUUUUAAAAUUUGAGUAUACAAUCAUGUUUGACAAUAUAGAAAUUUAAUUUUUAGUGAAACAAUUCUAAACCCCUUUUCCAUAGACACUAAGAAAGAUGCCAAAUUUAUGCUAUUCCUGGAAAAAUACAUUGUGGCUUAGCAAAUAAGCAAGUUCCCACGUUACUUUUGUUUUGCUUCAAGUAAUACUUCUGCCAGUUGUGUUUUAUGAAUUAAACAGGGAGCGGCAUGCUGAACUUGAAACUAGAUUUGUUCCUGCUUUUUGCACAAUGUGAGUAGUUUUGAAAAGUCAGAUCUGGCCAUUUGUCUUUCCUAGAAUAGCAUAACUUUGUUCAUUGUUUUUUUGUUUGUCUUUCUUUCUGACACAGAAAGACUGAUGAUGGUGUCCACUAUGUAUUCUUCAAAACAUUUGUCACAUGCUGCACUAACCUAGUCUAUCUUUUCUAUCUUGGAAUUUGCUCAUACAAACCCUAUAGCCUAGACUAGAUCCCUUACCCUCUCUCCAGUUCCUAUCAUUCACCCAUUUCACUGUGCAAGACACCUCACUAGUCACCAGUGAUAAAGAAAUGACUUUUAAGCAGUUUCUGCUCUUAAGGGCUUACCGUUUUGUCUAUAAGAUACACAAGUAUAAAUGAUAAGUACAAAUAACAAUGAAUGUUUAAUGCUUUAUGGUUAGUGUUUAAGCUUGUUGUUGGAAGAGCAGCAUUUUGACCCUUGGAGAAGAAAAACUAGCUGUGGCAUUCCAGGUGGAGAACCUGACAGAGGACUAAGAAGUUAUCUAAUGUAAAAGACCUCAGGCACCACCUUCGCAUAAACUUUUUCCAGACGAGACUAAAUGUGCAUGCUUCAUAACCAUAAUUCUUAUUUUUCUUUAAUAAAUAUUUUUCUACUUGUAACACUGUGCAUUAUUUCAAACUGUUUACCUGUUUGUAAAGCUUGUCUCUUAAUCAAAUUUGUCUUGACCAAAUAAGUUUCCUGAGGGCUGGAAUUAUGCCUUAACUAUAUCUGUCGUAUUUAACAGUGAAUCCUUUGUAUAAUGAAAGCAUCAACAGAUAAUUUUAAAUUGAUAAAUAAAAAGCACAGUUUCAAAUGGUA